UCAGUUAGCGCGACUCCACUCUUAGCAGCUCAUGCCUCUUCAGCAAACUUCUUUCAAAAUACAAAAUACAAAUAACAAAAUACUUUCAGGAGAAGCAACAAUAGACAUGAGUAACGAUCUGCAACCGACCAAAUCUGGUCUGAAAACAGGCUAUCAUAACACUGGCCAGACCUCCCAGAUCCCUGGGCUGUCCCCGGGUGUCAGCAGUGUCCCCGAGGAGGCCAGGGCCCGGGGGCGCAGGGUGGCCAUCCUAGAGAGUGAUUCAGACUAUGUCAAACUUGCAAAACAAGGAGGGCAGAAGGACCUUUUGUGGCAUGAGGAGGCAAUUACCGCUAAACCUCGUUCAUACAAGGCCCCAGAAUGGUUCUGCUCUACAGUACCAGAAACAGAUGACCCAAGCCUCAUUAAAAAUAAAGAGAAGAAAACCCCAGGAGCCUUUCAGCUUCUAGAGCCCCCCUUUGGGACUGAUGAUAAGUCAGCUUGGGAGAGAGAUGAUAGCAGCAAUGGCAAGGAGAAGCAGCUGAACAAUGAUCCCACCAGCCAGAUGGAGACAUUGCCCAUAUCCAGUCAACAUGAGGCCAGCAAAUUCAAGAGGAUAGUCUUUGACAAGAGACCAGCCCCUGUCAACAUGUCUAAACUGUUGAGCUUUGGCUACGCUGAAGACGAUAAACCUAAAGCCAGAAGUGAUGUGUCAAUGUCACCAGAUUAGAAAACUGCCAGUGGGACAAGAGUCAAACUCAAAGGCCAAGGGGGGAGUACACUUUGACAUCUUUGACAUUCUUCAAUGUUUUUUUCACCUGGUUAUUCCCGGUCACUUAAAACUUUGUUUCAGUUGCUGUUUUUUUCUACUGUGAUGUCAGCUUUGUUGUACUCUAUAUUCAUGUGAAAAUUGUUCCACUGAAUCAAAGCUGGCAUCUGUUAUUUGCUGUGUUCAUUACUGGUGCCUCAGUUACACAAAAAUUACAUGAUACCAACCUAUCUUAAAUGUUUUUCAAUUUAUGCCCUUUACAACUUUUGUGUUACUUUUUUGCU
Messenger RNA from Myripristis murdjan (pinecone soldierfish), 1032 nucleotides. RefSeq lists its product as uncharacterized. The transcript is spliced from 8 exons. Bases 32 to 709 code for a protein of 225 amino acids. The record is from RefSeq and is a predicted model, not a curated record. Lineage: Eukaryota; Metazoa; Chordata; Actinopteri; Holocentriformes; Holocentridae.